Molecule: messenger RNA, 3497 nt
Organism: Cydia amplana
Lineage: Eukaryota; Metazoa; Arthropoda; Insecta; Lepidoptera; Tortricidae
Gene: Mybbp1A
Exons: 6
Coding region: 74-3442 (1122 amino acids)
Biological process (GO): regulation of DNA-templated transcription
Cellular component (GO): nucleolus
Molecular function (GO): transcription factor binding; sequence-specific DNA binding; transcription corepressor activity
Source: RefSeq, a predicted model, not a curated record
CAAGUUCUCCGACUCACAUGUGGAUCCGAUGUGCGUCUUUCUGUAAGCAUGGAAAUAAUACGAGUUUAAAAAAAUGGGUGAAGAAAUGGAAGUGGAUGCUGUAAAGCCUACUAAAGAUGUGAAAGUUACUUCUUCAGUGCUGGAUGCAUUUGAUUUGCUCAAAGCUUCCGAUAAAGAUGCCAAGCUUAACGGUGGCGCUAAAAUAAUUUCACGAUUACAACAAGGCGGCGAGGAGAAUGAAAAGGAGCUUGGGUAUGUUUUAAAAAGGCUAGUUCGAAGUUUGGGUGCUAAUGUCCCGGACAUACGAACAGGUUACUUUGCCACCCUAGUCACGCUCUUGAAGAAGUUUCAAGUGACCGUUGCACAGCUGCUGAAACUGAUCAAACAGGAGCUGCACGCCAAUGGAUCUUCUAAAAGUGAAGUUGGUGACGUGGCACUCGGACAAAUCCUAGUUUGCUGUGCCAUUUUCCGCUCCGGUCACAUGCUAAGUUGCUCGGAGGAAGAGCAGAAGGAGAUCCUUCAGCUGUUCCUGAAGGCCAGCGCUAAGAAGUCAUACCUGGGCACAGCAGCAUACUUAAUACUACUAGAUUUCAUUAAUGGGUUGAAUGAGGACCAGUUCUCAACAAUAGUCUGGCCACACAUCAAACAAGAAUUCAAGAAGGAACUGAAGGAGCACUCCCUGGACUCUCUGUACUUCCUCAUGGUGGUCAGCAACAAGUUUCCGGCAAAGGUGAAGCUCCGGAAGCUGCUGGGCGUUACUGAAAUACUGUGUGAAGACAACAUACAUGCCAUUUGUGAAAAACUUAUGAGUGGCAUAGACUACAACUCCCUAAGUCACCCAAUAUUCAAAGAAAUAAGUAUACGAAUUGCCCAAUCACCGCACCUCGUUCUCUUCUGGACGUCAGGCAUCGACAGCCAGCUGGUCAAACACAACAGGAACAGAGAAUUAGCAGCCGUUAAUAUGCUCACAAUCAUACUAAAUAAUUUGAAAGAUAAUGUUGAAGUGAUUCCAGACUUGAUCAGCAAAAACUUUUUCAAACUGUUCAUGGACUGGUUCAAAGGCCUACAGACAGCCAGCAAAAUCAGGAACAAACGAGAAAAUGAGGAUGAUCAUAAAAUUAUGAUCAAAAAGGAAAAAGACUUGCUCAAUGCUCUGAACAAAGCCCUAAAAUCUGAAAAAGUUGUCAGCAAAGUCCGAGUAGAAGUGCUAAAGAAAUUGCUGUUUGACCCUGGUGAGUUGAAUUUUACUGAGAUCACGGGAACAAGUAUUGUGAAAUCUAUCAUAGCUGAUCUGGAUAAAGAUGGAGUAAAAAAGUUGGCAAAGAAGUUCAAAGGCAUACUGUCAAAUACUGACAAGUUUGUUAGAGGGGAUGUUGAAAGGAACUGGUUUAACAAUGAGAGGAUGAGAGCUGCGGAGCUUAUAUCCUACCUCGUAAGCCAUGACGCUGUCAAAGACGACACAGACUUUAAACUGACAUACAUGAAGUUACUGAUGUGCUUUGGUUUCUUCAAGAUUAGCAGUGGAGACAAUGGUACCGUCAGCAGUGAUUUGUCAACUUGCACCAAGUCCUGCUUCUACCGCUGCUUCACAUCCCGGUUCACAAAUGUAGACAGCCUGGUGGAGGUCCUCUCCUCGCUCGCAGACUUCAUCAACAGUAUCCUGCAGAAGGAACAAGUUCGGACCAAACUCGAGAAACAAUUCCCCAAAGAGAACAUGGAGUGCUGGGAACUGCUCACUGAAGUAACGGGGAAGAUACAAGGGAAUGAACCUAAAUCCAAAAUUGAUAAGGUGUUCCUUGUACUACUGUACCAACUGGGUCUGUUCUUAUUCUCCGAGCCGGACCAUGUCAAAAUGGCAAGGAGUUCCAUUAAAGAAUUAAAAAGCUGCUACGACCAUUACAGGAAAGGGCAAAAGAAAAACGCAAAGAAAAAUAUAAAGGACAGUUUAGCCGAAGAGGACCCAGAAUGGAUAGAAGUCUUAAUAGAAGUUCUAUUGUCUAUUCUAUCCACCGAGUCGAGCGUCCUUAGGUCUGUGGUCCAGUGUGUAUUUAGACUGCUUUGGGAAUACAUAACGCCUACAUCAGUCGGCCAGAUUCUCUCCGUAUUGGACCCCGACAGUGAAAAUAAUCCAUUAACAGAAGACAGCGAGUCUGAAGAAGGCGUUGACGAUAAAAGUGAAUCUGAGGACUCCUCCAAUGACAAUGAUGAGAAACAUGAAAGCGAUGAGGACAAGGUGACGGUUCCUGACCAGCUGAGGAUCGCCGUGCAGCAAGCUCUCGGCGCCGCCGCAGACUCGGAUAUCGAGAGCGUGGACGCCGACAUGAUCGACGAAGAAGAAGGCAAUAAACUCGACGAGGCCCUAGCCGACGCCUUCAGGCAGUUCAACCAGGAAAAAGGCAGGAAGACCAAAAAAGACCGCAAGGACAAAAAAGCCCUGUCCGAUUUCAGAAUAAGAGCUCUAGAUUUGAUCGACAUAUACUUAGAAAAGGAGUUGUCGAUGGACAUCUGCUUGGGGAUGAUCGCGCCGCUCACGCGCUGUCUGGAGUUCUGCAUCCAGGACAGCCAGUUCAGCGAGUUGGAGAACAGAGUACGAAAAACAAUAAAAACGUUAACAAAAAUCCGAAAAUUUUCGUCCACAGACGGUAUCACUAUAGACAUUUUAUGUGACAAUUUUAAGUCUAUAAUUGACAAAGGAUCCAGGUCGCACUUCAUGUUCCAAGCCGUAGGCGACAUUGUCACACAAUUCGCUACAUUUAUUAUACACUGCUCUUUAAAAAUCGAUGGUAAUGCCAACGCGAAAAAGUCACCUAAGAAGCAAAAGCAUUCCACAUCGCAGCUUAUUAAAAUUUUUUCAGAAGCACUACAAAAUUACUUCCAAAACCGAAACUGUCUGUUGCCGAUAAUUUUCUUCCAUAGCGUUCUGCAAACCGAAUGGAACGGAAACUACGAACUCGUGCCCGUUAUAGUAGACAACGUAUUUAACAACAACGUCAGGCAAUUCCGACGAAACGAAGGUCUAGAGCUGAUGACAGGUUUCUACCGGUCCCUAAAACGAUCCAAGCCAUCAGGCCAAGCAUUAAACAAAUUGAAUGAUUUGGAAGCGGACUUCCAAAACAAAUUAAUGGGUACCUUGAAAAGUGAUAGUGGGUUCGAAGCUAAGAAGAACUUCUUCAACAUACUCAAGAAGUUGAUAAAUAUCAUGAAAAUGUUCCAUGAGAGCUGCCAUAUUCCUUCAAACAUAAACUUCAAAACACUGUUGGAUUUAGUAGGAACUUUUAAAGGCACAGCCAAAUGUAAGAGCAUAGGUCAGACUCAAGAGCCCAGACAGAACCAACAGAGCAAGAAACAGAAUACUAAAAAGAAAAAGCGAAAGUUUGAGAAAAUGAAUGGUCAUGCGGAGCCGGCCGGGAAGAAGAUGAAAAAGAGCUCUGAAAGUGAAUAAGUGUUAACUUUAGUUACAAUUCAUAUUUUUUUCGAAUACAAUUUUAAUAAAUCGA